AUGUACACGGACGCAGCCAGAGGCUUGCGGAGCAGACCAGCCAGUCCAUACUCGUACUCCACAAGCACCUCCAAGUCUCUCAUCUCGUCCACCAGGUUGUCUAAGCUCCUUGUAGUCGAUUGGACUCUCGAUGUUGAUAAACUUGGCUCCUUCAGGAAGAUACACCGAGAACUCGACGUUUUCGUAGGUUGCGUCGUUCAGCCCGUUGAGAAGAGGCACGCGCAGCACGUGGUUGUCGUUGUUGUGUUUCAGGAAGCUCGAGAGCUUGUUGGACCAUCCAAUGGUGAAGUUGUAGUUCCAGCCACCAAAAAUAGGGAACCGGGGCUUGAGCACGAGCUCGCCGUUGUGGAACAGCGAGGUGCUCACGUUGCCGACCUUGUCGACGAAGUAAACGUCUGUGGUGUCCACGUCCUUUGGCAAAGGUAUCUGGAUCGAGGUGAUCACAGGUGUUGGUCUCAUUGUGUACUUACCGUUCAUCCAGUCGACUCUGGAGAAGCCCUGGCUGAGCUGGAUUCCGUGGUUGGUGAGCUCGUAGUACUCCUCCAACUGCAACGAGUCGCUCCAGUGCGACACCCAGAAGUCUCUCUUGAGGCUGUGCACGAAGGGGAGCGGCUGGAUCUUGGUGAAAAUCAACACCAACGGCAGGUUGCUGUGUGCUUUGAACCGUUUGGUGUACGGACCGUAAACAAGGAACCUGUUUUGCACAGACGGCUUGAACUCCUCGGGAUCAACGUUGGCGGGCAGGUCGACCAACACUUCCUGAGCCUCGUUGGCACCGAGAAUUUUCAGCUCGUAUUGGAGAGUGUCGUAGGCAGAAAGAGCCAGUCUUGUGGUUUUGAAGAAGAUUGUCUGUUUGGCGCCCAUUGGGCCUUCUUUAGGAGCCGCCUCGAGCUGGUUUGUGAGGAUAAACGAGAAAGACAGAUGGAUCUCGGAUUUUGGAGCAAUUGGGUACGGAAGCUUAGUUUUGUAGUAGGCAAUUUCGUCCGACGACAGGUCCUCGACCAAUUCGGCCGUCAGAAGCGGGUCCUGGUACCGCGGCUUGUCGAUGAUCGCCACGAACAGCGAAACCUCGUCUUUCAGGUAGCUGGGGAUCGCAAAGUAGUACUCGUCGGUGGGCUCGACGGCUAUGUUCUUGGCAUGGAUAACGUGCCGUUCCUUGACGUAGGACUUGAGAACGUCCACCAUUCUUUCGUACUUGACGUUUUCCCAGUUCUGUGCGGGCGGCUGGGCCUGCACGACGAGAAGGAAAGAGCAAAUCAGCGAGAAAAGCGUGAGGAAUCUCAUUUGACUUGUUUGAACAAACUAUACAUGUUUUUUUUUUGUCAUGACACGUUGGUGAGCGAGUCCAAAUCGACGCGUCGAUUUGAGCUGGAUUGGUCGAGCUCGUCGUCAGAGGACAUGUCCGGGUCGUCUGUGUUGUUUAGGUGGAUUUCGUCGGACACGUCGUUGAGUGCUGCGUACGACUUUCUGGAACUGAUGGUUCUUCUGGUGAUGCAGAGCAUGGUUCCGCACAUGGCGGUACAGAACGCGCACACCAAGAUCGUCCAGGGACACCAGCUGAGGUGGGGCACAAACAAAAUAAGGUCCACCAGGAAAGACAGCAACGACAGCAGGAACGUGGGGAGCGACCAGAUAAGCACCGCAAGCAGGAAAUCCGACGAGGACGAGAACCGCGGGUACAGCGACAUGAGCGUCAUGGAGAGCUGGAUGAACGUGGCCACCAGCGAGAUCGGGUGCACCACCAGCAGGUAG
Messenger RNA from Ogataea philodendri, 1752 nucleotides. RefSeq lists its product as uncharacterized. The transcript has 3 exons. The record is from RefSeq and is a predicted model, not a curated record. NCBI's taxonomy places the organism in Eukaryota, Fungi, Ascomycota, Pichiomycetes, Pichiales, Pichiaceae. The coding region runs from base 1 to 1752 and encodes 583 amino acids.